GCGUCCCUGCCGCCCAACUCGCCGCGGAUCCCUCCCCACCUGCGCCAGAAGUGGCCUCGGAUUGACAACAGCUAAGCAGCCGUGGCAGCUGCUCUUCUGGCUGGCACCAUUACCUCCGCCCGACCCCAGGCUGCGCGCGUGCCCCGGACAGAACAGUCCCUCCAGCACUCUCCUCCUGCCCACUGGUCGCUGUGUUAGGGUUUUGAACCCAAAGUGGUGGACGUGGCCUCCAGAAGUUGAGGCCAAAAGAGCAUGCAAGUGGCUCCGAGCAACAGGAUUCCCUCAGUAUGCUCAGCUGUUUGAAGAAGGUCUAUUUCCCCUGGAUAUUGGCUCUGUGAAGAAGGACCACGGUUUUCUGGACGAGGACUCUUUGUGGGCUCUGUGCAGAAGGCUGAUGACCUUGAACAAUUGUGCUUCGAUGAAACUGGAAGUUCACUUUCAAUGCAAACAGAAUGAAGACUCGGAAGAGGAAAAGCAGUGUACCAUCAGCAACCAUUGGGCUUUCAAGCGAGAAAGUAAUUGCUGGUCUCAUGUGGGCUCCUCUGACCUACUGGCCCCACUGAGCCCUGGCCUUCCAAUGACCUCCUGCUGUGAGAGCAUCCUCACUGAGAUUAGUGCCACUUCCCUGCCAGCCAUCACCGUGAGCCUAUUGCCCGAACCAGCGGAACUGCCCUUUCUAAGCUGUGCCCCCAGCCCAAGUGACCAGCAAUUCCUCAGGCCCACCCAGGGCCAAGAUGGUCUCCAGGACAAAGCCAAGAAGCACUGUUCUCAUAGCUUCCUUAAGCACCUCGAUUCUCUGAGGCGGAAGGAAAAGAGUGGCAGCCAGCAAGCAGAGCCUGAGUGUAGCCUAGCCACCUCAAAGAAGACCACCAAAGCCUCCUCUUUCUGCAGUCGCCAUGGCUUCCUCUCAGCUGGAUUCUACAGGGCCAAGAAGAGGACAGCCACCUCAGCUGGUGACAGUGGCACUAAGGCUCAGAGGGCUUGGGAGGCCUGGCCUGUGGCCAUGUUUCGGCAUACUCAACAGGUGCACCGGGGUGACUGCCUCGUGCAUGUGCCCAGGGACCACAAACCAGGCACAUUCCCUCGCUCCCUGUCCAUUGAGAGCCUGUUUCCUGAGGAUGGACACUGCCUGGCAGAUUGGCAGCCAGGUAGGCCCUGGGGCUAUGAAGGGCGCCGGGGCUCCUGUGGCUCCACAGGCAGUCAUGCCAGCACCUAUGACAACAUGCCUGAGCUGUACCCAGCUGAGCCUGUAGUGGCUGGGGCUGAAGCCGAAGAUGAGGAGGGUGGGGGCAGCUCCACCCACCUAGAUGACAUUCUCCAGCAUGUGUGGGGGCUUCAGCAACGGGUAGAGCUCUGGACUCAGGCCGUCUACCCAGACCUGGGGACUAGGGAUAAGGAAGAGGAAGAAGAUGAGGAAGCAGAGGAGGAGGUCACUUCAUCAGUAGAAAUAGCCACAGUUGAGGUCGAAGGGCAGGCUGGGACUCUAGCCCAAUCAGAGUCUCUGGCCCAUAGACAGUCCUCAGCCCUGGGCCAGGCUUAUGUUCAACCAGUAGUCCCAGUUCAGGUUCAGACUCAGGCUCAGGCUGAGCCCCUAAAACAGGCACAGGCCGAGGUCUAUGUCAAGGCCCCAGGCCCAGCCCAGGAUAAUGAGCAGGAGGCAAAUUCAGGUGGGGAACCCACCUCUGCCUCCAGCCUGUCUGUGGAAGAAAGACACUCCAUUUCUGACACUGUGGCCUCCUCCAGUGAACUGGACAGUAGUGGAAACUCCAUGAAUGAGGCUGAGGCUGCAGGCUCACCAACUGGACUUCAGGCAUCAGCACCAUGUGAACGACGAGAUUCAGGCGUUGGGGCCUCACUUACUAGACCGUUCAGGAAGCUCCGUUGGCACAGCUUCCAGAACUCACACCGGCCAAGCCUCAACUCAGAGUCACUGGAGAUCAACCGGCAGUUUGCUGGCCAGAUCCACCUCUUGCACAAGGGCUCGCUGCUGCGACUCACUGCCUUCAUGGAGAAGUACACUGUGCCCCACAAACCAGGAUGGGUCUGGUCAGUGCCUAAGUUCAUGAAAAGGAAUAAGACCCCGGACUACCGGGGCCAGCACGUGUUUGGGGUGCCACCCCUUAUCCAUGUGAAGCGCACAGGCCAGCCACUGCCACAGAGCAUUCAGCAAGCCAUGCGCUACUUACGCAGCCAGUGCCUGGACCAGGAAGGCCCAGCAAGGAUGGAGCUGAAGCUCCUCUCUUCCCAGCUCUCAGCCAGCUUGUUUCCAGCCCAGGUGGGCAUCUUCCGCAAGUCUGGGGUGAAGUCCAGGAUCCAGAACCUGCGCCAAAUGAAUGAGACCUCCCCUGACAAUGUUUGCUAUGAGGGCCAGUCGGCCUAUGAUGUGGCCGACUUGUUGAAGCAGUAUUUCCGGGACCUACCAGAGCCUAUCUUCACCAGCAAGCUCACCACCACUUUUCUGCAGAUCUAUCAGUUCCUCCCCAAGGAUCAAUGGUUGGCAGCAGCACAAGCUGCCACCUUGCUGCUCCCCGAUGAGAACCGAGAGGUCCUACAGACCCUGCUCUAUUUCCUAAGUGACAUUGCCUCUGCUGAAGAAAACCAGAUGACAGCUGGAAACCUAGCAGUGUGCCUGGCACCUUCCAUCUUCCAUCUCAACAUCUCCAAGAAGGAUAGCACCUCGCCCAGGAUCAGGAAUAAACACAGCCUGGUUGGCCGGCCAGGCCUUAGGGACCUGAGUGAGAACAUGGCUGCUACCCAGGGCCUAUCACACAUGAUCAGUGACUGCAAGAAACUUUUCCAAGUUCCCCAGGACAUGGUGCUGCAACUGUGUGGUUCCUACAGUGCAGCUGAGCUCAGCCCUCCUGGCCCAGCCCUGGCUGAGCUGCGGCAGGCCCAAGCUGCUGGCAUGAGCCUGAGUCUCUACAUGGAAGAGAGUGUCCAGGAGCUGCUGCGUGAUGCUGCUGAAUGCUUCAAGGGUUGGAUGAGUAUGCCAGGGCCCCAGCACACGGAGCUGGCUUGUCGGAAAGCACCUGAUGGGCACCCCCUGCGUGUGUGGAAGGCAUCCACAGAAGUGGCAGCCCCUCCAGCUGUGGUGCUGCACCGUGUUCUGCGGGAGAGGGCCCUCUGGGAUGAGGACCUGCUGCGGGCCCAGGUGUUGGAAGCCCUAAUGCCAGGUGUGGAGCUGUACCACUAUGUCACUGACAGCAUGGCACCCCAUCCCUGCCGCGACUUUGUGGUGCUCCGGAUGUGGCGCUCCAACCUGCCCCGUGGUGGCUGUCUGCUUGUUUCCCAGUCCCUGGAUCCCGAGCAACCUGUGCCAGAGUCAGGGGUGAGGGCCAUGAUGCUCACUUCCCAGUACCUCAUGGAGCCUUGUGGCCUGGGCCGCUCCCGGCUCACUCACAUCUGCCGUGCUGAUCUCAGGGGUCGUUCUCCUGACUGGUACAACAAAGUCUUUGGGCACCUGUGUGCCAUGGAAGUGGCAAAGAUCCGGGACUCCUUCCCCACGCUGCAGGCAUCUGGCCCUGAGACAAAGUUGUGAGCUUCAGCUUGGUCCCAGGGAGGUGCCACCCAGGCCCCCUGGCACCAAGGGAAUGAGGGGGUAAAGAGAGCAGAGCAGCCCCCAGCUGUUGCUUCCAGGGACAGAGCCAGGCCCUUGAAGCUCCAGAUGACUGUCCCCUCUACUUCCUGACACUCCUUCACACAUACAGGGGAGGAGAAGAGAAUUUCAGUGCCCCAUCCCCACUCCACCUCCACUCCCAAGCUUGUGUUCUGUCCUCCCAAGAGAGAGGAGUCAUUUUAAGAACAGGAAGACUUCUGCUUCCCUCCAGGCCCAUGGAGCCACCAUCAAUCUGAAGCCUUACCAGCUCCUCCACCUGCAGGGGAAGGAGGUACGGAGCAGUACAUGCUUCAUGCUGUCUGCCCCUCUGAGAGGCCAAGUCAUCCUGUUUGGUGCUAGCAUCCCCUUGAGGUUGGCAGGAGGCUCUGAUCCUGCCUUGGGGCCUAAUACUGGCCCUGAACUUGUUUUUCCACACAAAUUCGACUAGAGAAGAUGAGCAUAGGGCAGCUACAACCACUAUGAGCUGUUAUAUUUGUGUAAAUACAAUGCUGAUUUUUAUAAAACUGAUUUAAAGAGUGAGCACUGACAGGUUCCUAGUAGGUGACAUGAUGAUUUGGGAUAGCUUGGGAUAUGGUAGUGGGGGGAGAGGGCUUCCUUUCUCAGGUCUCAGGAGACCAAUGAACCAGUCUCCCUAGUUUGGGCACCAUACUUUAUCUGCCACUCCCUGUGUCCUGUGUGGCCUUUGGUUACAUACUCUUAUGUCUGGAGAGCCAACAAGCUCACUCCCACUGCACAGGCCAAGCAAAAACAGAUGGUGGUAAGGAGACACAUAUCUGUGUUCAUAUCCCUUCUCCUGCUGUUCCUGCCUGUGGUAGCUGGCUGACGUAACAGCCCCUUCCUCAAGCAGAGACCUGGCCCCUGCCUCAGCCAGCCAGCCAGGCAGAUGGAAGGGCCUAGUGUUAUCUCAGCCAGCUGGGGCUUGAUCCAAACCUGAUCCAUCCUACCCAUCUUGGCUUAUGUGGAAUUUCCAAUGAUAUUCAAAUGCCAACUACUGCUUUAUUUUUAUUUCAGCUCAAUAAACUGAAGUGGGAUGGAUCCCAGGCAAUGUUGUAAUUUUUAAGCCUAUUUUAUUUGUACCUAAAAACACUGUACAGUCAGAAUAUAUAUAUAUAUGUAUUUGUAUAGAUAGAUAGAUAGAUACAUAUAUAUGCACAUUUAUAUAUGCAUAUGUAUUCUGUCCAGACUAUAUUAUAAUCUGUGGGUGCAAGCAGGGGUCCUGAAAGCCUGAGGGGUCAGGGCACUUAAGCUGAGGGAAGUGGAGACCAGGAACCAUGUGACCGCUCAGCAGAACAAUAAAGCAUUACUAGAGAUGCA
Molecule: messenger RNA, 4930 nt
Organism: Suricata suricatta (meerkat)
Lineage: Eukaryota; Metazoa; Chordata; Mammalia; Carnivora; Herpestidae
Gene: STARD8
Product: StAR related lipid transfer domain containing 8
Exons: 15
Coding region: 395-3538 (1047 amino acids)
Biological process (GO): actin cytoskeleton organization; signal transduction; regulation of Rho protein signal transduction
Molecular function (GO): lipid binding; GTPase activator activity
Source: RefSeq, a predicted model, not a curated record